Molecule: messenger RNA, 1220 nt
Organism: Tupaia belangeri chinensis (Chinese tree shrew)
Lineage: Eukaryota; Metazoa; Chordata; Mammalia; Scandentia; Tupaiidae
Gene: SURF4
Product: surfeit 4
Biological process (GO): Golgi organization
Cellular component (GO): membrane; endoplasmic reticulum-Golgi intermediate compartment; endoplasmic reticulum
Source: RefSeq, a predicted model, not a curated record
AACUUGGGGGGCAACCUGUCUACCAACGCGGACCCGCUUUCCUGAAAGUCAUGAUUUCGUGUUUAAAGGCAAUUUCUGAUUGUUUCACAGAAGCAAUUCGUAUGGAAAGCUUUCAGGAGCCAAGUGGGCCUUUCUGUUUGUCGGUUUUUGAUGACACAGUUUUCAGUGACCCGAUUUUAUUUCCCAAGCAGUCCCUCCCUAAGAAGACAUCCUCUGAGCCCAGGGAGGAACGGGGAGCUACGCACUCUUGCCCUUCAGCCGGCGGAGCCAUGGGGCUUGCCAGUGGAUUUCCCAACCAAAUCUAGAUGAAAUGUCUCCACGCAGGCCACCGCUGACUGUCGUUGGUAGACUCCUGAGAAAAUCUGUGUAAUGCUUUCUGCCCCUCGUGUUUCGGCAUGUUGAAAGUAAAGCAGAACCUGGGACCAGGAAGGCUGGAGGCGCAUGCAGGGCCGACCUCUGCGAAGCUCCCGGGGCGGUUCCUCCGUGUGACAAAGCAGUACCUCCCGCACGUGGCACGCCUCUGCCUGAUCAGCACCUUCCUGGAGGAUGGCAUCCGCAUGUGGUUCCAGUGGGGCGAGCAGCGCGACUACAUCGACAGCACCUGGGGCUGCGGCUACCUGCUAGCCUCCUCCUUCGUGUUCCUCAACCUGCUGGGGCAGCUGACUGGCUGCGUCCUGGUGCUCUACGCCUGUUUCGGGCUCUUUGGAAUCAUAGCGCUGCAGACGAUUGCAUACAGCAUCUUAUGGGACUUGAAGUUUCUGAUGAGGAACCUGGCCCUGGGAGGAGGCUUAUUGCUGCUGUUGGCUGAGUCACGCUCUGAAGGCAAGAGCAUGUUCGCUGGUGUCCCCACUAUGCGCGAGAGCUCCCCCAAACAGUACAUGCAGCUUGGUGGCAGGGUCCUGCUGGUUCUGAUGUUUAUGACGCUCCUUCACUUCGACGCCAGCUUCUUCUCUGUUGUCCAGAACAUUGUGGGCACGGCACUCAUGGUCUUGGUGGCCAUUGGCUUUAAGACCAAGCUGGCGGCCCUGACCCUGGUCGUCUGGCUGUUCGCCAUCAACGUGUACUUCAACGCCUUCUGGACCAUCCCUGUGUACAAGCCUAUGCACGAUUUCCUCAAGUACGACUUCUUCCAGACCAUGUCGGUCAUCGGAGGCCUGCUGCUGGUGGUGGCCCUGGGCCCUGGCGGUGUCUCCAUGGAUGAGAAGAAGAAGGAGUGGUAA